Sporothrix schenckii 1099-18 is the source of this 465-nucleotide messenger RNA. RefSeq lists its product as uncharacterized. The record is from RefSeq and is a predicted model, not a curated record. The coding region runs from base 1 to 465 and encodes 154 amino acids. The transcript is spliced from 2 exons. Lineage: Eukaryota; Fungi; Ascomycota; Sordariomycetes; Ophiostomatales; Ophiostomataceae.
AUGACCGACCAAAGCACCCCUAACGAAAUCUCCGCUCGCGCGGCCAUGAGCUCCUUGAAGCGAGAUCCAAUGGGCCUGUACGACCUUGGAAGCGACGGUGUGUUGCGAUCCUUCGAUGGACCAUACAAGCAUAAUGUCAUCGACGCUGUUGGCCUCAGCCCUACACAGAUCAAGGAGCUUCUCGAUGCGAGGGAGUGGUCACAAGAGGUGGAGGACAAAUUUCGAGGCGUUGAUGGGAGGCGAGUGACAGAUCCGAAGGCGUUGUUCGAGUGCCCGGAAGACUCGAAGCCCAAAGAACAUACAGAAGAGAGUUUGAAAACAGCCCUGGCUGAGACAGCGGAAAAGAACAAGAAGCUGCUUGAGCAAAUUGCGAAGGAUGAAAGGGACGGCGUUGAUAUUGCUAUGAAGUAUGCAUGUGGGAGGGCUGUGAGUAACUAUGAUUUGAGCCCUAAAGUUUCCAAGUAA